Molecule: messenger RNA, 6803 nt
Organism: Phascolarctos cinereus (koala)
Lineage: Eukaryota; Metazoa; Chordata; Mammalia; Diprotodontia; Phascolarctidae
Source: RefSeq, a predicted model, not a curated record
GGUGUCUGGGCGGCCGCUGCCAGGGACAGGACAAAGGCUCAUUAACACGUGAUGGGACCCGAGCUUCAUAAAUGGGACUGGAGAGAGAGAGAGAGAGAGCGCAAGAGAGACAGAUACAGAGAGCGAGCAGGAGGAGAAGGAGGGAAGGGAAAGAAAACGGAAAGAGUGAGAGACAGAGCGCGCAAGGGACAGGGACCAGGGGAGCAGCAGAAGCCAAGCGCAGUAGCCCAGGCUGGCUGGGGACACCAGGAGAGGAGAGGAGGCAGGCGUCCCCCAGCUGAGCUGGGACUUGGAGACCGUAGAGGAGGAGGGGAAGGGGAAGGAGGAGGACUGAGAAGAGAGGGAGGAGAGGGGAGAGGGCGACAGGAGGGCGCAGUUUCUCUGCCCAUUUCCCUGCAAAAAGCUUGAGACAGGAGUAGGUUCUUUGAGUAGGGGCUUGGAUCAGUGAGAGAAGAGACUGCGGAGAAAAAGAGUGCUGACAGGGUCUUGGACAGACAGGCAGCCAGACUGACGGACACACCCCACUCCACCCUAGCUUAGCCCACCCUGCCCCUCCUCUCUCUCUCUCUCUCUUCCGCACGCCCAGCGGCACCGCCUCCCUCUCUUCUCUGCCUUCUUCUCCUUCUCUUCUCUCCACUUCGGCUCACUCGGCUCUUCACUCCCCUGGUGCCUGGGUCCCUGGCCCUGGCCUGGGGCGGGGCACCUUCAGUGCUCCCUGCCCUGGAGGGGUCUGUAGAAUAAGUGUGGGAUCUUUCAUUCUAGCUGAGGUCUCCAUCCACAACAUUCGUCAAGAGCCCCAGAGGGACUGAGGGUACCGGAUCCCCGGCGGAGAACCAGGGGAUGAGAAGGGAUUCCCUCCCCUGUGUUUCUUUGGGGUCCAUUCAAAAUUUGCAUAAUUGAAGACAGGGGUUAUGAAGUCCAACCUAGAUGGCCUCGCGGAUACCACCUUCCGGACCAUCACAACAGAUCUCCUCUACGCAGGCUCUAACGACAUUCAGUACGAAGAUAUCAAAAGCAACAUGGCAUCCAAACUAGGCUACUUCCCACAGAAGUUCCCUUUAACUUCUUUUAGGGGUAGUCCAUUCCAAGAAAAAAUGACUGUGGGAGAUAAUCCCCAGCUAAUUCCAUCAGACCAGAUAAAUAUCACAGAGUUUUACAACAACAAAUCUUUAUCCUCAUACAAGGAUAAUGAGGAGAAUAUCCAGUGUGGAGAGAACUUCAUGGACAUGGAAUGCUUCAUGAUUCUAAAUCCUAGUCAGCAGCUGGCCAUUGCAGUAUUGUCCCUCACAUUGGGUACUUUCACAGUCCUGGAGAACCUGUUGGUGCUGUGUGUCAUCCUCCACUCUCGUAGCCUCCGCUGUCGGCCUUCUUAUCACUUUAUUGGUAGCCUGGCAGUGGCAGACCUGCUGGGCAGUGUCAUUUUUGUCUACAGCUUUGUCGAUUUUCACGUGUUCCACCGGAAAGAUAGCCCAAAUGUAUUUUUGUUCAAAUUGGGCGGAGUGACAGCCUCCUUCACAGCCUCAGUUGGCAGCCUCUUCCUCACGGCCAUUGACAGAUACAUAUCCAUUCACAGGCCUCUUGCUUAUAAGAGGAUCGUCACCAGACCAAAGGCUGUGGUAGCCUUUUGUGUCAUGUGGACCAUUGCCAUUGUGAUUGCUGUACUCCCUUUGCUAGGAUGGAAUUGCAAGAAGCUCCAGUCAGUUUGCUCAGACAUCUUUCCUCUUAUUGAUGAAACCUAUUUGAUGUUCUGGAUUGGUGUCACUAGUAUUCUACUUCUGUUCAUUGUGUAUGCUUAUGUUUAUAUAUUGUGGAAAGCACACAGUCACGCGGUCAGAAUGAUCCAACGAGGUACUCAAAAGAGCAUCAUUAUUCACACGUCAGAGGAUGGCAAAGUUCAGGUCACUAGGCCUGACCAAACCCGCAUGGACAUUAGGUUAGCCAAAACCCUUGUUCUUAUUCUGGUGGUCCUGAUCAUAUGCUGGGGUCCACUUCUUGCCAUCAUGGUCUACGAUGUCUUUGGGAAAAUGAACAAACUCAUUAAGACAGUGUUUGCUUUCUGCAGUAUGCUCUGCUUACUGAAUUCUACCGUGAACCCUAUAAUAUAUGCUCUGAGGAGCAAGGACCUGAGGCAUGCUUUCCGGAGCAUGUUCCCCACUUGUGAAGGCACGGCACAGCCCCUUGAUAACAGUAUGGGGGAAUCCGACUGCCCGCACAAACAUGCAAAUAGUGCAGGCAACGUUCACAGGGCUGCUGAAAGUUGCAUCAAGAGUACAGUUAAGAUUGCCAAAGUAACCAUGUCUGUGUCUACGGAUACCACAGCUGAAGCAUUGUGAGCUGAAGACUUCUCAGCCACAUUGGGAGAAAAGAAAUUAGGCUCUUUUUUUUGUUUAUUUGUUUGUUUAAAGGAGUCUAUCCUCUCACAUUUUUAAGUUUAGCAUAUUCAGUUAAAAGGUAAUUGUCACAAUGAUCAUUAGUCAUUUAAACAAUGGGAAAUUGAAAUACAACUCUUCAAAGGUUUUAUAAUUAAGAAAAUUGGUUUGUUCCUUUUUUUUUUAAAGCAUGUUACUUGAAUCACCUAUGUUUGACUACAUAAAGGAGCAAGUUCUGAUGAAAUAAAUGGAAAACUUGUGGGGGGCACAUGAUCCAAACUUGAAGUAGCUGUUUGAAAAAUUCCAUCAAAUGAGUAAAGCCUUUGUAACCAUAACUUUCAUGCUAAUGUAAAAUGUAUUUGAAGUCUAUAAGUAACAGAGGUUUCUGUUUUUCCCCCUAAAAGCUGCAGUACAGAAUUAGGAUUAUCUUGUAAAACUGUAUUGUCCUGUGAAUUGUGUACCGAUGUGUAUUACAUGUUAUUUAUAUUUGUCUAGUUGGGCAAUAUAGAAAGAUACAGACUUCUAUGGAAACAGUACCGAAUAUGCAGUGGAUAAGUCCCAGUGAAAAACCCUUAUUUGUCAAUCUUCCACUUCAGAAAUAUUAUACUUUAUUGUCUCCAAGUUUUUCAUUUUUUCUUUGGACAUUUCAAAUACCCUCAACCCUUCAUUUUUCUUUUUAACAUAACAUAAGAAUAACAGAAGACUAAAGACCCAUUCCUCACAUUGAACAAUAUUCAUCAACCCCAACUUUGCAACUUGAAGUUGCAAUUUCGAAUUCUAAAAUAAUUCAGUUCGCAUUUUCUUAUAAGGACAUUUAGUUAGAGUCUUCUGGACUAUUGCUGUUUGCUUUUGUAAUGUAUGACUCCAAGAAUUGAAGAGCAAAGGAUUAGUGGCUUUUUCAACCAACACCUGGUCUUUUCCUUAAGUCUUUAGCUAUCCCCAGAUCUUUAAGACAGCAUGUGUCAAUCUUAAUGUAAGGUGUUAUUAUUGUGCCGUUGACGUAUACUUGAAGAGUAUUGCAUUCUUAUAUUCCAGGUUUAAGUAGAUUCUCUGCCUGGGAGGUCAAAUAAGAGUCUUCAUUUAUUUUAAUUGAAAAGAAGUAUUGUCUGGAUUAGCAAAAGUAUACUAUGUGAGUGUGAAUUUCCGUGUGUGUGUGUGUGUGUGUGUGUGUGUGUGUAUGUACGUACGUAGAUUGUAAAUGUGUGUGUGUCACAGUGAUAUUAUAAAGUUAGAAAACUGUGACUAGGUGUAAAUUGUAUUACUUGUUGCACUCUUUGCACAUGAAUUCAGUUUCUAAAAUUGAGUUCUUUUAAGCAUCUUGGUUAAUGAAACUACAAACUGCAAGAAAAAAAAUCAGAAAAUUUUCAUCCACUUUGAGAAAGUAUGCCAAGCAUUAAAAAGUAUCCUUUAGUGUUACUCAAGAACAAUACUUAUCAAGGAGCAAUUGAUUAAAUAUAUUCAAUGAAAAAUUCUGUAUUUUCAAUGCUAAAGAAAAUUAUUCUAAUUUUCCAGCUUAGGGCACAGAAUAUAUAUAUACAUACAUACAUACAUAUAUAUACAUAUACACACUAUACAUGUAUGUAUGUGUGUAUAUACACAUAUAUAUGGAGGCAGCAUGGUAGAAUGAAUGGAUAAAGGGAUGCCCUCAGAGCCAGGGAGAUGUGAGUUCAAGGGUCUUCUCUGACACAUACUGGCUACACGACCAUGAACAAGUCACCUAGUCACUUAAGCUCUAAUUACUCUAGGCAAAUGUGGAAGAUGAUAAACUGCAGACUAGCUGCCUACCUGCAUUGGUAAAGGGAAUUUCCUCAUUUGAGAGUCCUAUCCCUAUCUAUCUCUAAGGAGGCAGACCUCAUUAUAAAAGAUGAACGUGCCUCACUAAGCCUGAAAUCAUUAAAAAAAAAAGUAAUAGUUCAUCUAGCCCUUGUGAAUCUUAGUUUUAAUGGCACUAAAGAGAUCUCAGGCAUUCCUCAAAUCCACCUCUAAUGAGGCAUGCAUGACUGCUCGUCACAGCCUACAUUGCACAAGGAUGUGGUGGGCUGGGUAGCUUAUUUAGAUACUGAAGAGAUGCUUUCUUGAUUAUUGGAGCCUGACUCACUUUUGGAGCCCAAAUCAGCAAGAUCACCUCUCUUCUACCCAGAUUCACUUGGUAGAUACGCAGACCUCUCUGUCUUGCACUUCCUGCGCAAACUCUGCUUUUAUGAGACUGCUGUCUCAAUCCAGGCAGUUGACUGUGAUUUAUUGACAAGUAAAAAUUGGUCAAAAUGAGGCUUUUUUUAGGUCCCAAUCUUUCAUUCCUUCACAAUGUCAUAGGGGCCUAGAAAUGGACAUUCUGCCAGGAAAGAAUAGGAUUUCUUAAAAGGCUGAUGAACCCUGAUGGAUUUUAUUUAUAAAUAAUCUUCUCUCCUUCCAGAGACAAAUCAUUACUCCUGCAGCACCCCGAGGCCAGCUCUGUACAGCACAAGGUGAAGUAAAAAGUUUCCAAUUAUCUGGUGGAUUCAGUGAAAAAAAAAGUUUCUCUACUAUUCUUAUCCCCAUUCUCCCAUCCCACAAUUAUGGUCUCUGGCCAAAUUGCUAUGUGGGCAAAACUGGAAUUAGUUGUUUUCAUAGUCCAAAUUUGCCUCAAAUUCUGUCUUUGUAUCUCUGGUCUGUACAGAUGAGGUCUUAGGGUGCUAUGGUAGUAAUGAUUUCUCUAUAGAAAAAUAGAAGGUUGAUUUAUGAAUAAAUUCUACUAGGGCCUAAUAGCCCUUUAAAAAAAGUUAACCAUUCUUUUGCCCUGAAUUAUCCAAAGUGGUUAUCUGCACAGUUCAGAAUUCACCAGGUAGCUACCAACUCUCCACUCUGUUAUGAAACUCUGGCCUCAGUGAAAGUGAGUAGGAAGAAGAGUUGGAGGAAGGCCAAUCAUUAAAAAAAAAAAUCUAAGAUCCUUUUUUUGAAACUGUGUUCCUGUGAAGUCAAUGCAGAUUUUGUAAAUUUGUUGUGCUUUCAAGAUCUAAAUUGUAUGUAAUAAAUCAAGGGACAAUGGGGCUGUCAGCACUAAACUCGGUGCUUAUCUAUAUAAUAAAAAUAGCAUCUUGUGAGAUACUAUCAUGUAUCUAUUAUAAUACCUUACAUACAUACAUUCUAAACUAGUUCUGCACACUUUGCCUUUUUUUUUUCCAAUCACUUGCUAACUCAAGUGACAGAAAUCUACUCCCUGCUGAAUAUAGUCACUAGAAUGACAGUAUAACAAAUCAGUUCCUUAAGCAAAGCUAGUUUCUUUAAUGUGGUUUAUGUGUGUGUGUGCUUUAAGCAAUCCUGCUUCACAGUCAUCAGGUUUCCAUUGCUGAUUAAAAAUUAUCAAGCAAUUCACGUAUCUUAGUCCUGAGCACUUCACCAUUGUGGGCCAUAGUUCAUGAAGGACCAUAUUCCUAGGUGACUUUAUUUCUUUUUAGGAGCUGACCCAAGCACAGGAAGGUUCCUUUGGCCUGGUCUUCACAGCUGCAAUCCACCCAGUAACUGGUCACCAAGCCCAAAUUUCUUUCAUUAUAUGUACAUAUGUAUGUGUAUUCAUGUAUAUGUGCAUAUGUAUAUGUAAAAGAAACUUGAGGUUUAUGAUGCGCUAAGUCAUGCAGAUUGCUUACCUAAACACCAGCUAAUUAUCAGGACCCCAUAAAGCUGUGUGACGGCACCAUCAGAAGCCAAUGAGACUCUGGUGCUUCAGAUCACUUCUGCGAGAAAUAAGCGGCGCCAUCCACUGUGGGAGAACUUGGCCCUGCUUGAAUGGCACUGUAGUUAUCAUUCUGUCUGUUCAUUUCAGGUGUUCCAUAUCUGUAAAAGAGACCACCUAUAUCAUGUGCAAAAUUAGACUCCUCAUGAUCUAAUUGUAUAUUUGUAUGAUAUUUUAAGAUCUAAAUGCUGUGCUAUGGCUAAAACGGUUUUUUCUUGCACUGGCCCUCCGAUGAAAUGUUAAAGUUACCUAUUAUAACAUAGACAAGACAUUUUAUAUACUGAUUUGGGCUGAAUGUAUGUAAAUAAGUUUAAAACAAAAAGCCAGAUGUAUAAGCAGUGGCCUCAAAAUCAGUGCUUUUCAGAUAGGGCAGUGUGUUUAAGUUGCUAUGGCCACCUAAAAGCUAUCUUCAGAUAGAUUCCGUAUAUUGGGUGCUGGGGAUAUAUGGUUCCCCAAGAAGGGAAACAUUUUCUUGUAAUAAUAAGCAGCCGAGACGCUGGAUUAUCUGAACUUUUAUUUCUAAUGUUUCAAAGUGAAGAACACAACUCUUUAUUGUCUGUAAAUCUAACAUUAUUGCUUUCUCUUAGAAGAAUAUUGUAUCGUUAGAUGUUUGUUGAGCUGGUAACAUUCCUGCAACCGCUGCAAUAUCCUUGUUAGUAAUCUGUAUGAAACUUUGUAUACAAGUUCUGGUAAAAUUGUCAUUAAAAGUAGCUUCAACCAUUCAA